Molecule: messenger RNA, 564 nt
Organism: Cylindrotheca closterium
Lineage: Eukaryota; Bacillariophyta; Bacillariophyceae; Bacillariales; Bacillariaceae
Source: the annotation of a GenBank genome assembly
AUGAUCAACAGCGGAUCCUUCCUCUUUGGGUGUUCCGGAUUCAUUUUGGGAUUUGUAAUUCUUAUCUUGGAGUAUGGAAAGCGUGUUCCAGCUUUUGGAGCUAUGGAAUCCAAGUUGUACAAGAAUAUGGGCUGCCUCAAGACUGUCUGGGGCCGUGGUUGCCUCUUGUUCUUUGCCGGGACUGUCGAAUUCGCCCAGAAUGAUUUCAUCAACUAUGCUAUCGGUAAUUACCUUUGGAGUGUUGGAGUUCUCUUCAUCUUGAUCGGACGCAGUGCCGCUCGCAAGACAGCCACUGCCCGAAGAAACUUGUGCACUAGCGAACAAUGGGUAAAAAUGUUUGCUGGUGUCGAUCAAAAUGGUGGUGGUUUCAUCACCAAGAACCAAUUCGGCGAUUUGACCGUUCAGUUGGAAAUGAAUGUUACUCGAAGAGAAAUCGAGAUUGCCUUCCGACAGAUCGAUGUCGAAAACGAAAGCCGCAUCGAUUUUUCCGCCUUUAUGAGAUGGUGGAAUGACGAAGCCACCGAAAAGUGGGACAGCUUUGUUCCACCCUCGGAUAUGGCUUGA